Molecule: messenger RNA, 213 nt
Organism: Colletotrichum graminicola M1.001
Lineage: Eukaryota; Fungi; Ascomycota; Sordariomycetes; Glomerellales; Glomerellaceae
Exons: 1
Coding region: 1-213 (70 amino acids)
Source: RefSeq, a predicted model, not a curated record
AUGGCCGGCAUCGGUCUCGUUAUCGCCCACGCAUAUCUGCCCGAGGCCGCCAGAAGGACUUUCGUUGUAGGCGCGCUGCUACCUGCACGCCUUGACACUGAUGUUCGGGUCACGAUGCUGGGCCUCAACAGCCACUCGGUUGAGCUUUUGGGACUUUCGUCUUUGGCGUGUCUGGGCGACCUGCCCCACCUGGUCUGUCCAAGGAGUUUGUGA